GAGGACGCGCAGCCCGGCCCGAUGAGCAGCCGCGAGGAUACCCAGCGAGCCGUGGCGAUCCUGGCCCGCUAUCGGGGCAUUCUGCAGUUCCCGGCCGAGCAGCCUCUGCGAGCCUCGAUCGAGAAAGUGACCCGUAUAUUUCAGAGCGAGCUUUUCCAGGCCCUGCUGGACAUCCAGGAGUGCUAUAAGCUGAGCGUGCUCCCUGCUUGCCAGCAAAAUGGAUCAGCUGGUCUGGGGCCCGGGGGCCCCUCCAAGAGCCAGGAUGUUGCUGACCCAGGGGGCCAAGAGGGCCACCCACUACAGGGAAGAGCAACGGGGGCCGUAGAGGCAGAACCGGUGCCCCAGUUGGUGAGAGUGACCCAGGGCAGGAUGGAGAUGCCUGCACAAGUCUGCAGCCUGGUGGUGGUGGGGGUCAGCGGCGUCUUGCCCAAGGUAAACCAGACAGGUAGUGAUGUUUAUUUAGAAAGUGGAUCCAAGACCCAAGAACAGAUUCCAGUGGACAUCUAUGCAAUGACUAAAGUUGUAGAUGAGACCUUUACUUCAGAGUUUUUGUUCCUAUGCUCAAAUGCAGAGAUUCAUUUACAACUUAAUAUUCCUUGGAUAUUCCAAAAUCUUCUUGUCAAUUAG
Molecule: messenger RNA, 627 nt
Organism: Thamnophis sirtalis
Lineage: Eukaryota; Metazoa; Chordata; Lepidosauria; Squamata; Natricidae
Source: RefSeq, a predicted model, not a curated record